AUGGCAGGAGCUGCGACUACCACCAAGGCUGCCACAGAGGCAUUAAUUGCCAAAUUUCAAGUUGAUAAGCUGCUGAAGCAAGAUCAACAUGGCCGGCGAAUUACCUUGCUAGGCACAAUUGACGGCCAGCAAGGCAUCCUCACAGCCGAGCGAACAGCCUUCUCCACAGAAUCCCUCUCAGUCAUCAAAGCCUUCCACGCAGCAAUCUCAAAAGUCAACAACCUUGGGGACAAUGACAUCUACCGCUGGUACCUCGCAUCCUCAAACGGGCCCAGCACAGAAGGAUCAGACAUCCAACAAGACCUCAAGCUCAAUCUCAUCUGGCCAUGCACGGCGCAACACAUUAAGAAAUACUCCGAUCAGCAGCUCCGCAUGGUCACCGAGACGCCGGAGAUCUACGCACAGCACGUGCGACCUUUUAUACAAGCUAAGCGCGAAGAAGGCCGUCUGAAUUGGGUGUUCAACAUCCUGGAGGGUCGAACCGAGCAGGAGGAUGUCAUCAUGCGUGAUGAUGGGCAUGGCCCUGAAGAUGCGUUCUUGAUGCUCCCCGAUUUGAAUUGGGAUCGGAAGACUAUGAGCUCGUUGCAUCUACUGGCGUUGGUGCAUAGACGAGAUAUUUGGAGCCUAAGGGACUUGAAGAAGGAACAUGUGUCUUGGUUAAAGUAUCUGAGAGAAAGGGUACUUGAGGCGACAGUAUCCAUGUAUCCUGAUUUGGAGCAAGAUCACCUCAAGCUCUAUGUUCAUUAUCAACCGACUUACUACCAUUUCCAUAUUCAUGUCGUUAAUGUGAUGCUGGAGGCCGGCGCUACCCAGGCAACGGGCAAGGCAUUUGGCUUGGAGAAUCUCAUCUCUCAGCUCGAGACGAUGACUGGCGGAGAGGAUGCCAGUCUGGCAGAUGUGAGCUUGACUUAUUACCUCGGCGAGGCAAGUGAACUAUGGACGGAUAUAUUUGCGCCGUUGAAGCAGGGGAAGAAGCCAGCAAGCCAGCCAGACAGUUGA
Molecule: messenger RNA, 999 nt
Organism: Penicillium maclennaniae
Lineage: Eukaryota; Fungi; Ascomycota; Eurotiomycetes; Eurotiales; Aspergillaceae
Product: putative mRNA decapping hydrolase
Exons: 3
Coding region: 1-999 (332 amino acids)
Biological process (GO): deadenylation-dependent decapping of nuclear-transcribed mRNA
Cellular component (GO): P-body; nucleus
Molecular function (GO): hydrolase activity; RNA 7-methylguanosine cap binding
Source: RefSeq, a predicted model, not a curated record